Formica exsecta is the source of this 1596-nucleotide messenger RNA. RefSeq names its product stromelysin-2-like. The transcript has a single exon. Gene Ontology annotation, biological process: collagen catabolic process; extracellular matrix organization; proteolysis. Bases 1 to 1596 code for a protein of 531 amino acids. Gene Ontology annotation, molecular function: metalloendopeptidase activity; zinc ion binding. The record is from RefSeq and is a predicted model, not a curated record. Lineage: Eukaryota; Metazoa; Arthropoda; Insecta; Hymenoptera; Formicidae. Gene Ontology annotation, cellular component: extracellular matrix.
AUGUCCACCGCGAAGAAGGCGAUGACUGUUCUCAUCCUAGCGAUAACGCUCGUCGCCGCGACGACCGCGACGCCCGUCGACUUGGAAAAGAGGGAGGCGCUCCGCUUCCUGCGCGCGUACGGUUUUCUGAAGGACGACGGAGGAUCGUUGUCGUCCGGCAACGCGACGUCUCUGCGUCACGCGCUGUCGCUGUUUCAAGAAUAUUAUCAAUUAUCAGGAAAUGGUGCGUUAAACCCUGAUACGCAUCGCCUUAUGCGCAAACCGCGAUGCGGUCUCGCGGACAUUCCCGGUCACGCGUAUAGCCCGAUCGCGCGAAAAUGGCCGAAAACGCGUCUUACGUGGAACUUUCAAGUGGCCAGCGAAGAACUCUUAAGAAUGGCCGAAGCGGCGUUCGCGUUAUGGACGGUGAAUUCAUCGUUAACGUUCGCGCGCGACCCGCUACAUCCCGAUAUGCUGAUAUUGUAUCGAACGGGCGCGCACAUCUACGCGAAUCGCCUGAGCGGCGACAUUUGCCCGGCGGCCUUCGAGGGUCCGGAUGGAGCCCUCGCUCACGCGUUCUUUCCCUCGGGAGCGGCCGACUUCGCGUCGGAGGGGCACAUCGACGACGCGGAACCGUGGCACGUGUAUCUGAACAAAAAUCCUCCCAAUACGUGUCAUUUGCUACAAACGUUGACGCACGAGAUCGGCCACACGCUAGGUCUACAGCACAGUAUGCGCCACGACUCGGUAAUGUUCCCGUAUAUACCCGACAUCGAAAAUCAAUUUCCGGUUAAGCUGAGCAUAGAGGACGUCCUCGCUAUACAGAAUCUGUACGGGUCUCACGACAAUGGAAACUAUCCAACGAUUUCCACAACCACCAUAGCACCCGCGACGACGACGAGCGUCGCGCCGACCGACCCCGCGCGCGCGGAUUUCUGCGCGUUGCGGCGCAUAGACGCGGCGUUGAUAAUGAAUCGUCGCUUGUACAUAGCUAAUCGCCGCAACGUAUGGUCGGUUGACAUAAUCGAGAGACGCUACGGUAGACCCAUGAAGUUGACGGAUUACGCGAUGUUUCUUCCGGCGAAUCUCACGCGCCUGUCCGUCGCGUAUCGAAGACCCUCGGGCAAUCUCGCGCUAUUCGUUAACGAUUCGAUCUACGUCGCGGAAUAUCCCAGUUUUAAGCUAAAACCUGGUUGGCCGAGAUCUCUCCAUGAUAUCGGACUUCCCCGAGAUGCUAAGAUCAACGCCGCGAUAAACACGCAUACGGGACGAACCUACUCGAUCUACGACAACGACAAAGUAGCGGAGAUCGACGAAUGUCGCAUGAUAGCCGUUAGACACGCUCCGUUGAAAGAUAUAUUUCCAGGAAUACCACCCGCGAUAACGUCGGCCUACCGACACAUCGACGGUAACCUAUAUUUUUUCGCAAAGCGCCAAUUCUACGCGUUCAACGAAUUCACGAAUAUCGUGACCUUGGCGGGUCCUUUCGAUCUUCACAUACUCGGUAUCGAGUGUCCUACGGAUGGACUGUUGCGACAAUUGCGCGAUCUUCUGAUUCGCGCUUAUCAUCUCGGCGAUGUAACCGAGAGCGACGAGAUCGACGAAGAGGACGACUGA